Papilio xuthus (Asian swallowtail) is the source of this 2069-nucleotide messenger RNA. RefSeq lists its product as uncharacterized. The transcript has 3 exons. Gene Ontology annotation, molecular function: glycosyltransferase activity. NCBI's taxonomy places the organism in Eukaryota, Metazoa, Arthropoda, Insecta, Lepidoptera, Papilionidae. The record is from RefSeq and is a predicted model, not a curated record. Gene Ontology annotation, cellular component: cytoplasm. Bases 294 to 1982 code for a protein of 562 amino acids.
GUACAAAUUUUUUGUCGAUGACGUUACGUACUUUUUCUCACAAAUUUUUGUUGUCCCCCUGUAGAGUCUGACGUAUUUUGGAGCGUCAGUGUUGACAACAAGCUUGUAGUGAUAAGUCGUCUAUUGACUACAUUUUGUUGUAGAAGACUGACGUCUCUUGAGCGUUGAUCUUGUUGUUCCACUGUUAGUUAUAACCAGUCGUGUGAUACUGACGUAUUUUUUGUGAUAUUUCGUGCAGUGAUAACACUAAAUAUGUUUACUGUGAUAUUUUGUGAUUUGUGAUUAUUUUAAUAAUGACCAAGAUAUUUAUUUCCGAAGCGGAGACGAACUGUGGAUUUAGAGCGAUGCGGGGCUGGUGCGCGCGCUGGAGCGGCGGUGGGCGCGGACGGCUGCGCUGGUUGGCCGCGCUGCUGUGCUGGGUGGCGCUGGCUGCCGUGGCCCUGCCGCGGUUACAGGCACCGCCCUCGCCGCGCCCCGCGCCGCCAGCGCCCCCUGCCCGCCUGCUGCUGCAGUCCGAGGCGGCCGCCUCAACUCCUGCGCUUGUCACACAGGCGCUUCCCGCCACCGACACCAGGGUGCUUACCGAGGAUGAGCUGCGCGCCGACGCCGAGCGCCGGCUGCCCUCACUCCCACUGGCUUACUGGCACAAGCACAAGGACGAUAAGAACAAAUACUAUAAGAAGAAAGACUGCGCACCUUUCCCUUCGAUAUACGACUUAGAAUUCCAUAAUACAUACUGGCAGACGCUUCGGGCCAGCGAAGGCGUGUUCCACCUCUACGGCGCGUACAUGGACGCGCGGAACACGUCCCGAAUCGGGCCCGCGGUGCGUGUGCUCGCCGUGCACGACCGGAUCAAGCCCACGCUCGCCACGCACUGCCAGCUCUGGUUCGAGGAGCGCGAGGCGCCCGUCGUCGUCCGUAACCUUGAAUACAAGUACGUGUGGAAUAGUAAGUGGGGCAACUACCGGGACCACGUGCUUCAGCCCUACUUGCUGGCCUGCGUGCUACCAGCAGAGGUGCGCCAUUUGGUGCCGGCCUCCGUCUCCAUUGUGGAGAACCCUUGUGACAGGGCGACCAACAACCUCCGCGUCCACUACGAUCGGCCCGUGCCGCCAACGCCGAGAAAGGAAUUCGCGGUGUGCGUCAAGGGCCUAGACUUCUUGCACGAGGACCUCUCCGUCCGCCUUGUCGAAUGGAUAGAGCUAAUUCGCAUCCUCGGAGCCGACAAGAUAUUCUUCUACGAGCUGCAGGUGCACCCGAAUAUAACCAAGGUGCUGGACUAUUACCGAGCACAGGGCGCGGUAGAGGUGACACCGAUCACGCUGCCGGGCGGACAGCCCAACCUGCCCGGCCUGCAGCACAUGUACCUCAAGAAGAAGACGACGCACAAGCGCCAGAUGGAAUUGAUUCCUUACAACGACUGCCUGUACCGCCACAUGUACGAGUACCGGUGGCUGGCGCUGCUCGACAUCGACGAGGUGAUCGUACCGCUCGAGGACGAGGACUGGAGCGGGCUGAUGCGGCGCGUGCUGCCGCUGGCCGUGCCCGCGGCUGGAAAGCCGGCGCGCUCCUCCUACCACGCCUCUAAUCUGUACUUCCUGGACUCGCUGCGGCACGAACAUGGCUGGGAGGAGGGCGUGCCGCGCUACAUGCACAUGUUGCAGCACGUGUACCGCACGCGCAACUUCACCAAGCCCGGCCAGUAUGUGAAAGCGUUCCAUGAAACGGAGCGCGUACUGGCGCUCCACAAUCACUUCCCACUGGCGUGCCUCGGCGGCGCGUGCUCCUCGUAUGCGCUGGAGACGAGGCACGCGCGGUUACAGCACUACCGCGCAGACUGUGUCACCGCACUUAGCAAGUCGUGUGGCGAGCUGCGCGCACAGCCGGUGCGCGACACUGCGCUGUGGCGCUGGCGCGGACCUCUUCAAGAGCGCGCCGAACGGGCGCUGCGAGAUCUCGCCUUCCUGCCGCCGCACCGGUGACCCGCGCCCGCCGCGCUCUCGGGCGCACAACAACCUACGCUUAGUCUAUAACUAUUCAAUGCUAGUAUUAAACUUAUUUUUAUAGUU